AUGGACGAAGCCAUCUGGAAAACCACAUGGGGAUGGCGCGCAUUCGUGAUCAUGGACGUUAUCGGGAGGCUCAAGGGCUUGCAGGGCGGGCUGACAAUCCGCAAGAUCAUGCUGGGGUUCUAUGAAGCCAAAAACGUCCGUGAGAUCAGGCAGAAUGCGAGGGAGCGUUAUUACAGGCACUACGCAGAGGUAAGGGCUGCAGUGCCUGAAGGAUGCCUGUUGGAAUAUAAGGUAGAGGAUGGCUGGGAAAAGAACAUGUGGCCCGCGUUGCAGCGCGGCAGAACAUGUUCUUGA
Messenger RNA from Diaporthe batatas, 294 nucleotides. RefSeq lists its product as uncharacterized. Bases 1 to 294 code for a protein of 97 amino acids. The transcript has 2 exons. Lineage: Eukaryota; Fungi; Ascomycota; Sordariomycetes; Diaporthales; Diaporthaceae. The record is from RefSeq and is a predicted model, not a curated record.